This is a messenger RNA of Diaporthe batatas, 2554 nucleotides long. RefSeq lists its product as uncharacterized. The transcript is spliced from 2 exons. Gene Ontology annotation, molecular function: acyltransferase activity, transferring groups other than amino-acyl groups. Lineage: Eukaryota; Fungi; Ascomycota; Sordariomycetes; Diaporthales; Diaporthaceae. The record is from RefSeq and is a predicted model, not a curated record. The coding region runs from base 268 to 2349 and encodes 693 amino acids.
GGCAGCCCCGCGCGCACUUCUCUUCCUCAAGCACAUCUCAUCAUCGCUCCGCUCACAGCUCACACAUGCACUCCCCAUCAAGAAUAGUGCAACGCUGACCCCAUUGGCUGCCGCACUGAGUCGACAAGCACUCUGGACACAGGCUCACACAGGCUCACACCACUCUGGGAGAGCUGGUCGAGCCUAACCGGCAGCAGAGAAAAAAAGGGCACGCACGACACGGCACGGCACAACCCAACCCACGGGUUUGUGUGACCUCGGGCCAAGAUGCCGGCCAUGAUGGAUGAUCCCGCCUCUCCCACCAUCUACCGCGUGACGGGAGAACCGCCAUACCCGGAUCCCAAUCACCCAUCACUGCCGGCCACCAUCGUCCCCCGUCAGGUGACCCUGCGGGACAGGCAGACCGUCGCCACCAUUGUGCCAUUUGUGUCUCGCCAUCAGGUGCCCCACUCGCUCCUCAAGUACAUGAGCGACCAGUUCGCCAAGGAGGUCAACAAUGGGGACACGUAUCCCAUGAUCGAGCCCAUGCCCUUUGACAAGUUUGCGUCGUACUGGUUCCAGAACUUUGGUGCAAUCAUGCUGCUGGGCAAGAUCGAGAGGCCAGAGGACGUGGUCGACGAGAAGGACUGGUCCAAGGAGUGUCUCGGCAGCUUCUACAUCAAGCCCAACUACCCAGGCCGCAGCUCCCAUGUCUGCAACGCCGGCUUCCUGGUGACGGAUGCUGCGAGGAACCGUGGUGUGGGCCGGCUGAUGGGCGAGGCCUACCUUGACUAUGCGCCGAAGCUGGGCUACACGUACUCGGUCUUCAACCUCGUCUACGAGACCAACGUGGCAUCGUGCAAGAUCUGGGACGCCCUCGGCUUCAAGCGCAUCGGCAGGGUCAAGGGCUGCGGCAACCUCAAGAGCUACCCGGGGCGGCUCAUCGACGCCAUCAUCUACGGACGAGACCUCUCGGUCGACGAAAACAGCGAGGAACUUGUGAGUGAAGAACGAUUCGACAAGAUCAAGUUCUAUCUCAAAUACGGUAAAUACCCCAACGGCGCUGACCGGGCCGAGAAAAGCAGGCUCCGGAGCGCCGCGACACACUACAAGCUGCUUGAAGACGACAAGCUCAUGCUCAAGGACAAGGAGGUCAUCUCGGACCCCCAGCGGCAGUACGACAUCUCCCGCCAGGUCCACUCGCUGCACCACGGCGGCAUCAACAAGACCACCGCCUCCAUUGCUGAAAAGUACCACUGGAGCCGCAUUAAAGAAACCGUCUCCGAUGUAAUUAGGGCCUGUGCCGAAUGCAAAGACUCGUCAAAGUCGCUUCCUGGCUUGGCCCACGGCAGCUCUGUCCACCAGAAGAAGCCGCCCACGCCAAGCCGGAAACAAAGUGAUGCCAGUACCCCCCCGGCUGCUCCUGCGCCGGCUGCCACCGUGUCAUCUGCGCCCGUGAUCCCGGCCAUCGCCAAUAUUGUCACGUCGUCGACUGUGCCAGCCCGGACAGGUAGAGAAGAGCCCGGACACGCCAACUCCCACGCCCACCUGCCCGGCUUCUCCCCGGUCUCCCCGGCUCCAUACCACCCGGUCCAUCAUGAUGACAUGUCCGUGAGUUAUCCGGCACAGACCUUGCACACGCCGACAGACUCGCCUGUGCCGCAGCAUGCCCCCCUGCCGCAUCAUAACCAGCAACACCACAAUGUGAUGAUCCGGCACCCACACAUCGCGUCACUUCAGCAGCACCAUACCCUGCACAGGCACUCCCCCGUCUCGCACUCGCUCUCCCUCGUGCACCCCCCUCCCUACCAGCCCAUAGACCCACAGAUCAUCAACCAGCACCCCCCAAGCCACCCUUCGCCGUCCUCCUAUGCGCACCACCACCCGGUCCCGGUCCCGGUCCCGGUCUCCGUCCACCACCAGCACCAGCACCAGCACCACCACCACGACCCGUACCACGCGUACCACCCGGACGCGGAAGCAAACAGCUUCCAGGACCUGCUCGCCGUCGGGCACCACAGCCACGCCGACGGCGCCGAGGAUGAUGCGGUAGAUCGUGACCUAGACAUGAUACUCAUGGAGCAGACUGACGACGACGGCCCGGACGAGGCAAGUGCCCGGAUGGACGUCGACGGCCUCGACGUGGACGUGGACGUGGGGGUCGGCGUCGGCGUCGGCGUCGGCGUUGAGCUGGCCGGCGGCGGGGUGGAGCAUGACGACCUCUCCAAGAUGAGCGUCGGCCAUGUCCUCGCGACGCCCGAGCCCGACGACCAGGUCGGCGUGGACGUCGAGGACGGCAGGCCGGGAUCAGGCCACAAGGACAAGGAGGACGCUGGUGUUUUUGGAAUUGGUUACACUGCUGCUGGGUGAUGCAUGUGGAUGAUGGAUGAUAUCUGCAUCUACAAGAUCUGGCACAGAAAAAAGGAGGGCAGAUGUUGCUUCAUACAUGCAGGCGUAAGCAAUUUGUCGAUGGACAAGCAAGUGCCUGAUAAAGCAUGGCUGCAGGAACGGGAGGUAAUCACAUGCAUGGAAAUUGAGAUACCCAAUAGAAUAUUUCAAAAGUUCAAAAAUGUUC